UACACGUACAAAACUCGAGUCCGUCCUCGUUUAUCGUUUCUAUGCAAUCUAUGCUAAAUACUGCAAUAAUUGCAAAUUACAGUGAGAAGACAGCCGGUGAUUUUUACAAUGUCUAUUUUGAAAGAGACAAGAUGGCCUCCAACAUUUAAGGAAGCAGUUAAGAUGGAAAGAGUCCAGUGAGGAUCAGGAACUGAGACAAAGUGUUUGUCUUGACUUUGUUUAUGACAAUGUCAUGUUUGCUGUGAAAAAAGGCUUCCCCUGGCAGGCUGUAACACAGGUUGGAAGAAUAGCAGAAGAACUUCUCACUGAAAGUAAAGGUGUAGCUUUAUCACAAGUGAUCAGCCUCAUCCAGAAUAAGUUGUCACAAUGUGGGCCUCGCUUGUUGCCGUAUCACCACCAAGCCUUCUUUGAAUUCCUCAUGGACACCUACGUCAGGCACUACUGCUUGUAUCAGUCUGUUCUGUGUGCAGAGAGGACUGUUGAAAGCACAGUGACUGAACUGGUGGUCUAUGUGCCCCCAUGUCCCGAGCCUCUGUCUAAGGGCACAGACAGCCAGGUAUGGGAGUACCAGCAGAGACAGGCCACACUGAAGGAGGCUGAGGGCCAGAGACGUGCUGAUAUCCAGAGCCUCAAGGACAGCGUAGGCCAAAAGAGAGAGAACAGACUAGAAAAGCUGCUGAAGGAUCUUCAGAUACAAUACUCUCACACUUUGGAUAGAGAGGUUAUUGAAAGAAUAGUACAAGAUGUCGUGAGAGCCCAGGUGGAUCUGGUCCUUGAAAGUCUCUUGAAAGAGGUGGCCAUGACUGCUGAGAUUCUGGAACUGAAGCUGCAGCAGAAAACCCUGGCUCGGCCUGUCUGCCGUCCCCCCCUCAAUUUCAGCCUCCCCUCUGCUAAUACACCGACAGCCAGCUCUGCCAAGGUCUCUACUGUGCACCCACCCAAGGACAAGAAGAAAAAAUGAUUUCUGUUCAAUUAACCUAAAGCUACAAUAAAUUAACACAAAAUA
Lepisosteus oculatus (spotted gar) is the source of this 1006-nucleotide messenger RNA. It is a transcript of the gene c2h8orf74, whose product is annotated as chromosome 2 C8orf74 homolog. NCBI's taxonomy places the organism in Eukaryota, Metazoa, Chordata, Actinopteri, Semionotiformes, Lepisosteidae. The record is from RefSeq and is a predicted model, not a curated record.